GAGAACCGGGGCUCGCCGCGAGCCUUCGAGAGCAGCGGCCGCGGAGGAGGCGGCGGCGGCGGCACAGGCUCUAGCCAGCCGCGCGCGCAUCCCCGGGCGCCCUGCGUGGCGGAGAUCUCGGCGGGCCGCGGGAGCCCAGGACGGGACUGGACAAAGCAAGAUGGCAGGAAUCUUAGCCUGGUUCUGGAACGAGAGGUUUUGGCUCCCUCACAAUGUCACCUGGGCGGACCUGAAGAACACGGAGGAAGCCACCUUCCCGCAGGCUGAGGACCUCUAUCUCGCCUUCCCCUUGGCCUUCUGCAUGUUAAUGGUACGGCUCAUCUUCGAGAGAUUUGUAGCCAAACCAUGUGCCAUAGCCCUCAACAUUCAGGCCAAUGGACCACAAAUAGCCCAGCCAAAUGCCAUUCUGGAAAAGGUUUUUACUGCAAUUACAAAGCAUCCUGAUGAAAAGAGAUUGGAGGGCCUCUCCAAGCAGCUGGACUGGGAUGUUCGCAGCAUUCAACGCUGGUUCCGACAAAGACGCAACCAGGAGAAGCCAAGCACACUGAAGAGGUUCUGUGAGAGCAUGUGGAAAUUUUCAUUUGGCCUUUAUGUAUUUACCUAUGGAGUCCGGUUCCUGAAAAAGACCCCCUGGCUGUGGAAUACAAGACACUGCUGGUACAACUACCCCUAUCAGCCACUCACGCCUGACCUUCACUACUAUUAUAUCCUGGAGCUGUCGUUUUAUUGGUCUUUAAUGUUUUCCCAGUUCACUGAUAUCAAAAGAAAGGACUUUGGCGUCAUGUUCCUGCAUCAUCUUGUAUCUAUUUUUUUGAUUACCUUUUCAUAUGUCAACAACAUGGCCCGAGUAGGGACCCUAGUCCUCUGUCUCCAUGAUUCAGCCGACGCUCUUCUAGAGGCUGCCAAAAUGGCAAAUUACGCCAAGUUUCAGAAAAUUUGUGAUCUCCUGUUUGUUAUGUUUGCCAUGGUUUUUAUCACCACACGACUGGGUAUAUUUCCUCUCUGGGUGUUAAAUACCACAUUAUUUGAAAGUUGGGAGAUUGUUGGACCUUACCCUUCCUGGUGGGUUUUUAACCUACUGCUGUUGGUAAUACAAGGCUUGAACUGCUUCUGGUCUUACUUGAUCGUAAAAAUAGCUUGCAAAGCUAUUUCAAAAGGCAAGUCUGGGAAGUGGAACCCUUUACAUGUGUCCAAGGACGAUCGAAGCGAUAUUGAGUCUAGCUCAGAUGAGGAGGACUCGGAACCUCCGGGGAGUAACCCCCAUGCCGCGACCACCACCAAUGGGACCAGUGGUACCAACGGGUAUCUCCUCACUGGCCCUUGCUCCAUGGAAGAUUAAUUACUCAAAACUACAAGUCCCAAAUAAAGUGAACUGUUUGUUCCUGGAAGUAUUUAAUAAGUUGCAAAUGCAGUUCCUUUCAUAAUCUCUCAGCACCAGAAACAAAAAUUAGGAUUAUCAAAGCAUUUUGAAUAGUGCACUGCCAUAUGUCCUGUCUGUGAAUGAGGAAGAAUUACCAUUCUGUAUAUGUAGGCAUGCUUUAUGUAAUUGGCACAAGGGAACAGUAUUUGCAUUUGUACUGUCUUAGAAUAUUAUUUAUUUUUUUGUAUUUGUUUGUGAAUCUGUGGACAAAAGAGGGUUUCCUCACUCCUUUUUACUCUCUGGGUUCAUGACAGUGAGGGAGACGCUCCAUCUGCUUCUAUCCCUUUCUAUUCCCCUAAGCCAGUCCGCUAGGAGCCUUAGCUUAAUUGGUCACUUAGAGCAAGCAAAUCCCAGUGCAGGAUCCUCGUACAGCUCCAAAUAGGUUUGCUUUCUUUGUGUUACAGUGCCUGUUUCGAAACGGCCUGUACAGUCUCAGUGAGCUUUGUCCCGGUGUAAAGUUGGAACAGGAUGAGCUCAGUUUUGUAAUUGUCACUCUUCGUGGUCGAUUAGCUGUUGCAAUUAAAGAGUGUGGUUAUUGGAGGACUUAAAAAAUUUGUUUUGUAGUAAAUUGCUUUGGAUUAGAUGUCAUUUCUUAUUCACACAGCCAAGAUCUCUUCAGUGAGAAUGGCAGCUAGCUGGGGAUUAACUUUGGAGGUUACAGAGAUUUUUUUAUUCUCUAUUACGGGGUCAGUGCUCCGGCUCUGAAGGAAGACUUAAGGUCAUGGUUACAAACAAAGAAGUCACUCUUCCUACUGAGAAUUUGUCCCAUGAUCUGAGAAUAAUACAAAGAGAGCAGCAGAUUUCAACCAGGUUUUACCACUACCCCUGUAAUUAGCGCCGUCUUUUGCCAUGUCAUGAAAAAAAGAAGCUAAGUAUAUUUUGGAACAGAUAAAGGAGACUUCCAAGAGUUGGCAAAAGUCACCUCUAAUGCAAAGCACUUUACCGCAACCAGCUUUAAAGAAAGUGCCCUCUCUAGUAUUUGAUCUUGAUGUUUUUAUUUUUCUGAGCAAAAUAAAGCCAAUGGGAGAAAGACUAUUUUACCGUUCGUCUUUUCUCCUUAAACAUAACCCAUAACAUAACAGAAUUUCCUGUUACUAGAAACUGAGCAGUGUUAUGCUCUAAGUCCUUUUGUUUGCUUCUUUGAAGAACUUGCUCAGUUUCCAGGAAUUUUUGUUCAAAGGGAGCUAUUUCCAGAAAAAAAACAAUAAAAAUUCUACUCAGCAAUGAGAAAGAUUACUGAAAAAAUAAGUUUCCAUAGUCUCCUACAGGGCAGUGUUACUUAUGUAUAGAUAAGAAAACCACACACAUAAACCAAAGAUUUUAUCUCUUUUCUUGAAACCAACUUUUAGUAAGAGGGAAUAAAAAGGUAUUAUAAAUACUUAUUUCAUAAAUCAGAAAGACCAUCUUCUAAAAAAGGAGCCCCAAACCACAAUGCAGUGCUAUCAAUGUGCAAGUCAGGGCUAGUGAAGGGAACAGCAAAAUACUAGCAAGUGCAUGUCCUGCCCAAAACCAUUCGUAUUCAAUUCAAUUUUUUUAAAAAUUGAAAUAAAGCUUUGUGCCCACAGUGUGCAACAUGAGUGUUAAUACUUCCAAACAAAAACCUCACACUGUAAUGUUAACCCUUUUCCCACCUAUUUAUAAAAUAGUGUGUUUUUGGUAUGGUCCAUAGUAAUGAUUGAAGAGCCUUGGAAAUAUGUCUGCUUGUUUAUUGAAGAAACAGUAUAACUAACUCUUCUUGUAAAGCCUUAUUAUUUUAUUUCACAGAACAGGGAUAUGUCUAGGAGUGUAAUUUGUGGAUGGUCGUAUUUGUAAGACCUAUCAUUAAAUACCAAAUAUACUUGUUAAGUCAUCUGAACAUCUGCUAAAAUGCAGAUAUAUAAAAAGUAAACAGCAUGCAUGUUAUAGCUGAAAAUUUUUGAGAAGGUGAAAGUUUCUUAUCAGCUAAAAUAUGGAACAGAAGAAUGACUCGUGCCUUGCUUUAGUGUCUAGAGCAAGUCCCCUGAUGGGUGAAAUAAACCAGAGAACCACAGUGUGUUCCACUUUGGAUCAUCUGACACUUUUAGCACAGAAAAAUAAUUUCAGAAUAUCAGCUUGUAAAUUAAAGGUUUAGAAGAUUUGCAUGAAAUGAAGAAUUAAGUCUGUCCUUAGCAAAGACAUCUGAACAAUCUUCUGUUUUUCCCAAAAGUCACUUAGAAGGAUUGAGAAUUCUCAGAGCCUCUCUGACCAAUGGCAGUAACUUAACGCAGUCCUCUGUGUAUCUGUGGAUUUUUAUUUCAUUUUACAUUUUAAGGCAAAGAGUUCUUUUUGACUAAUCAGAAUGGUGUUUGUAGGGCUUUUGAGAUGAAGAAUAAUAUAUCUUGUCUACUGCUCUCCCAUGGUGGCCUGAUAAGGCUGAGAGAGGAAAAUAUGUGAGAUAGCCUAUUUUCUACCUGUGCCAAGCCAUAGCUUUGGAAGUGGAUUUUGUAAAGUAAACUGUAGGUUUAGUAAGAGUGUUGUUUCCCAUUGAUUAACUUAGCCUGUCCUGGUCAUAUUCAAACCUUCCCAAGGUACAAAGAGAUAUGUAGGGAGGAGUCUAGAAAAGGUAAUAUCUUAUUCUCCAAUUCUAUAGCUUUUGUAGAUUGAUUAGAAGGAGAAAAAUGUAGAAAAUCAAGUAGAAUUUGGCCUUGGGUCAAUAAAUGAUAUAAAAAUGUGUGAUCUAUGUAUGUACCUGUAUGUUUCUCAAAAAAAGGUGAUAAAACCAGAAUAUCACUGACUGGUCCUUAUCCAUAUUUUUUUCAUGAAAACCAUCUGCCAUGUGCAAUAGAAACUUCCCACCUCCUUCUCCACUUCCUGUUCAUGGCCCCCCGACAGCUGAGAGUGGUAGACUCCUUCAGCCUCUUUGUCUCAGAGCUAAGAUCAUGGAGGCCCUAAAGUCAGCAUCUAAGUAGUUCCCAUUUCCAAACUAAGUGAUACGAAUGUUGAGAAUGGGGGAGCAACUACUUUGGAUUAUUAAACUAAGUGUUGGAAAAAAUGCACAUGAUUUCUGCUUCACCCCAGGAUUUUAUUAACAUCCAACUCCUGCUAGGCUGCUAGACAGAUGGUAUCCUGAGGUACCAUCAGAUAAUGAAAUAGGCAUCUAACAAAGAUGAACUAGGAAAAAAGAUAGGCUCUCCAAAGAGAACAAGCAAUUGGAUGAGAGAAAUAACUCUUUAGUGGGAUAAAAUCAGGUCACCUUUAGCCAAAAUGGUGGGUAAAUCUCAAAAUGUCCAGUUCUAUUCCCAAACUUUCCGUUCUGAGUAUUGGAUGGCGUUUGAAUUUGAGCAAACUAAAUGCUUGCACCUUGGGUAGAAAGGGCCUGAAUCUUCCACUCUGUAUUUUUCAACCUCAUUUAUCUGGGCCAAAGUAAAAAAUUACAUUUCAUUCCAAGUCACCUGAGUCUUUACAAAAGAGCUCUUCCAAGAGAACUUUAUGGACACCCGUGAUUGUUCCCAAUCUAUUCAUGAUUUUUGCAUUGGUAGUUAUUUUUGUCCCCUUCUUGGAGAUGUUAAUGCCAAAGUUGCCUGAAUAUUUGAGUAUUUUUUUCUUAAUUUGAAGUAUGAAAAGUAUACAGAAUAAUUCUGAAGGUAUUAAAUAAUUCUCUUUAUCAGUAUGUGUGAUGAUAUCAUUAUGUCCAAAGAGGUUUCAAGAAAUCCUUUGGAAGUAAGAGGUUAAAUGUUUACAUUUCAUGUGCUAUUUGAGAUCUUAAGGUUCUAAUUAGCUCACUUUUUUUACUUUGUCUUUGGCUCAUUCCUGCUUUGUAGAUAAAUAUUAGUAGCCCUGAAAUGUUCCUAACGUUAAAAUAAGAAAAGAUCAAAUGAGAUCAAAGUCUGCACUUGUGUGCUGUCCACAGAAGGAGUACUGUCAGUCACAAACAGUUCACGCAAAAUGCAGCAAGAUAUUUUUUUAAAUGAAGUUAUUGUUGUCCCCAGAGCAGGGAUAAGUUUCUCUUGGUUAAAUGAAAUUGUACCAUUAUCAAAUUACCAGAUAGUAAUUAGCACUGGUUCGCUGUGGCCACAUUUUUAUUCUUCAUUAGUAAUAGGCCAGAAAAAGGCCCUGUGGUUUGCAUUUGUAUGCAUGGUCCCCUCCCGUCCCCUAGGGGGCGCUCAGUAGAUGCCGAGGAGGCCUGUUCACUGGGCCACUCUAUGCUGUUGGAACACCUCUAACAUGCGCUCAGAGGGAGCAUACCUGAUAAUGGUUUUUAUGGAGAAAAUUGUGUUAGAGAAUGUAAAACAUCAUAAGUAACUGUUAAUAAGAUCUGUAGACACCCAAAGGAGAACUUUAGUCUUCCCAACGUGAGUUCAACCUGAAGCCUUUGAAAGGAGCACAUUACCAAAUGGCCACAAGCUGAGACCCCAUCCGAUCAAAGUCUCUGCAGGCACACGGCCCAUCAUAUGGUGUCUCCACAAGACUAGACAGUCUCAAGAUUGCCCAGGAAGCAAUGGGAGGGGACCACUAGCCUAGGAUCUGUCUUGUUUAUCUUUCACUCACAUUCCUUUAAGUCUCCUGGGACUCUUAAUAAAAGGAAGCCAGAAUAUUGUCACUUAUCUGCUAUCAAUUUCCCAAUAGCCUUUGGAUCAGUUGUGUACCAUACUUCCUUCUAUGCCUGAUUCCAUUUUUCCUAAAAAGUAUUGUGCCCACGUGAGCCUGUUUUCCUUAACACAAGUCCGUGAAAGCUUGGCUUCCUAUUUCGGUAUACGUUGCAUGGCCUGGAAACCAGGGAACAACAGCUGUUGGUAUGAUUUCUAUGUUAAGUGAAAAAUUAGAUUUUAUAAAGACAUCUUUUUUUCUUUUGGAUCUACAGUAAUUUUUUAAAACUGUCAUUGUAAAACUGCUCUUAAAAAUGAGGGGUUUUUAAAGAUUAGUUGCCAAAGAGAAAUUAGCUCUGUAAUAGGAAUAGUUAUGUGGUGAUUCUGGAACUUAGAGCUUCAUUAAUUUAAACAUGGAAAACACCCUCCAAGUCUGAUUUCCCAAAGUUUCAUAAAGCCUCUAAGCUCAUGAUUUUCAUCACCUCUUUACCCACCUGAUCAGUUACCUCCAUAGCCAUUUGGUGUCAUGCAAGGGGAAGGUGGUUAGUUUGAGGAUUUGAUUUUUUUCAACUUGCUGUGAGAAAUAGAAUAGGUGACAAAACCUUUACUUGUUAAGACAAUUCAGCGCUUGAGCAUCGCUGUCAGAAAUGGAAUGAUGUACUGUUAGCCAAUUAGAAUUACUUUAUGUAUUGUUAUUAUGUUUUGCUGAUUUUUAUAUGAAAAUAUAAUUAUUCAUUCUUGAUCCCUGGAAGCAAUCAUUGUAAUGAGGAUCAUUUUACUUUGAAAACACUUUCAUAAUAAAGAUAAGUAUUAAGA
This is a messenger RNA of Globicephala melas (long-finned pilot whale), 6780 nucleotides long. It is a transcript of the gene CERS6, whose product is annotated as ceramide synthase 6. Gene Ontology annotation, cellular component: membrane. The record is from RefSeq and is a predicted model, not a curated record. Lineage: Eukaryota; Metazoa; Chordata; Mammalia; Artiodactyla; Delphinidae. Gene Ontology annotation, molecular function: sphingosine N-acyltransferase activity; DNA binding. Gene Ontology annotation, biological process: ceramide biosynthetic process.